Molecule: messenger RNA, 4339 nt
Organism: Anolis carolinensis (green anole)
Lineage: Eukaryota; Metazoa; Chordata; Lepidosauria; Squamata; Anolidae
Gene: dek
Product: DEK proto-oncogene
Exons: 10
Coding region: 316-2424 (702 amino acids)
Biological process (GO): regulation of double-strand break repair; chromatin organization
Cellular component (GO): nucleus
Molecular function (GO): histone binding; DNA binding
Source: RefSeq, a predicted model, not a curated record
CUCGCGAUGAUAAGCUUAGCAGCCAUCUCGAGCGAAGAGGUUUCAGUGGGCGCGCUGUUCGUCUGAGGAGAAGAGAAAGAAGGCGGGAGAAGAGGAGGAGCGGCAGCGGGUAGGCCGCUUUCCUGAUCAAAAUAAUGGCGGGCCCUUCUUCCCGCUCACCACAGACCGCGAAGUAGGCGUCUUCGGGUGGCCCUGAUACAGAGGCCGAAGCCCGGGCGCCCUUUCUCUCACAUAGAGGUCGAAACCUGUGGCGAUUUCAAGGCCAAGGCUGCGUUGACGUCUCUCUCCCUGUGUCUCCCUGCAGAAGAACCAGCCAUGACGUCUGUUUCCGAAAAAGACGGCUCCCAAGCCGCUGAAGAGGAGGAAGAAAAGAGCCCAGAAGCUGAAAACAAAGUGGAAGAGAGCGAAGAGGAGGAGGACGAAGAAGAGAAAGAAAAAAGUCUUAUUGUAGAAGGAAAAAGAGAAAAGAAAAAAGUGGACAGAUUGACCAUGCAAGUGUCCUCAUUGCAGAAGGAACCCUUUACAGUUACACCAGGAAAGGGACAAAAACUUUGUGAGAUUGAAAGGAUACACUACUUUUUAAGCAAGAAAAAAACAGAUGAACUUCGAAAUCUGCACAAGCUUCUUUACAACAGACCAGGAACAGUUGCCUCACUAAAGAAGAAUGUAGGCCAAUUCAGUGGGUUCCCAUUUGAAAAAGGAAGUGACCUAUACAAGAAAAAAGAAGAAAUGUUGAAAAAAUACAGAAAUGCAGUGCUAAAAAGUAUUUGUGAAGUUCUUGAUUUGGAAAGAUCAGGAGUUAACAGUGAAUUGGUGAAACGAAUCUUAAACUUCUUGAUGCAUCCAAAAUCUUCUGGCAAGCAAUUGCCAAAAUCCAAAAGAGCCCCUAGCAAAGGUGGCAAGAAAGAACGCAGUAGUUCUGGAACAGCGCGAAAAGCCAAAAAGACUAAAGAUCCAGAGAUCCUGUCAGAUGAAUCUAGCAGUGAAGAAGAUGAAAAGAAAGAGAAAGAUGAAUCAUCUGAAGAAGAUAAAGAAAGUGAAGAAGAGCAACCUAAAAAGUCAUCAAAAAAAGAAAAGCCCAAACAGAAGACAGCUUCAAAAAGCAAAAAGGGCACAAAAACUGCUUAUGUCAAGAAAGCAGAUAGCAGCACAACCAAGAAGAAUCAGAACAAUUCCAAAAAAGAAAGUGAAUCUGAGGAUAGUUCUGAUGAUGAGCCUUUAAUUAAAAAGGUGAAAAAACCACCUACAGAUGAAGAACUGAAAGAAACAGUGAAGAAGCUGUUAGCUAAUGCAAACCUAGAGGAAGUUACUAUGAAACAGAUUUGUAAAAAGGUAUAUGAAAACUAUCCCUGUUAUGAUUUGUCUGGCAGAAAAGAGUUCAUCAAAAAGACAGUGACAGAGUUAAUCAAGAUGCUGCCCAAAAAAGUUUGCGGAGGCCCAAAAGGAAAGUGGCCGGCUCCAAAGGCACCCAAGCGUCCUGCACCUAAGGAGACUGACCGGUACAGUUCCGACUCUGACACAGAGGAGAAGAUGGCUGAGCAGGACUUUAUCUUAGCCAAGAUUGAAGAAUUUGAGAAGAGACAUGUGUCUCCUCGGUUCACUGGUAACAAAACAAGGGUAGAGGGAAAAGAAAGUUUUAAUAAGUCCAUAUUGUCCCGUUUAGCUGCAGUGGAAGAGUGCAUGGAUGCGGAGGAUGUGGCCAGCCCUAACAUUACACAAGCUGAUGAUGUCCAUCCUGAAGCGGUGGUCGCUAGGGUGCCUGCUAGCGUAGAUGAGUCAGCAACUCUUGAUAUUUUUGGUAGUAGGUCAGCUUUGCCUUGGGUUUGGGCAUCCAUAGGGCAACAGGCCUCUCAUGCGAGCAGAGGGAGUGGUUCAGAUAACACAGUGCCUUUAGCUGGCCAUAUUCCCCAUACUAGCCACUCCAUUGCUCCUUACGGAGUUAACUUGUGGCAUCACUUGAAUGAAGCAGCCAACAGCGCAGGCCAGUUUACUUAUUCUCCCUUGGGACAGGUUGGGGAUGCCCUUGCGGGCAGUAAUGCGCUACAUUUGAACGUGGCAUCCGCCAAUGCAAACCAGUUUCUUUACCCUUCCUUACCAACUACGGGGGGUUGGAUGGAGCCAGACCCACAUACCUCUUGGCCCUUUACCACAGCUAUGCAGCCGGCAGAUAAUUUGGCUGGCCAAAUUCAUGCUCUGCCAUAUGCAUCAGGGGACCUUGAUUUGAUGCUAGGUGACCAUUUGACAGCAAGAACUAUUGAGAAAAUACUAAAAGGCGAAUACAUUGAUGUUUUUUCCCUCCUAUUCAGAGAGGUUGAGAAAAAGGAUUGGGAGGUUAUGGAUGACAAGGAAAGAGGCAAAGUCAAAAAGAGGAAGGUGGACCGUAACUGGCGAAACUGGCAUUCAGGUUUCCUCAUAGAAUCAUAGAAUAGAAUCAUAGAAUAGUAGAGUUGGAAGAGACCACAUGGGCCAUCUAGUCCAACCCCCUGCUAAGAAGCAGGAAAUCGCAUUCAAAGCACCCCCGACAGAUGGCCAUCCAGCCUCUGCUUAAAAGCCUCCAAGGAAGGAGCCUCCACCACGGCCCCGGGGAGAGAGUUCCACUGUCGAACAGCUCUCACAGUGAGGAAGUUCUUCCUGAUGUUCAAGUGGAAUCUCCUUUCCUGUAGUUUGAAGCCAUUGUUCCGUGUCCUAGUCUGCAGGGCAGCAGAAAACAAGCUUGCUCCCUCCUCCCUAUGACUUCCCCUCACGUAUUUGUACAUGGCUAUCAUGUCUCCUCUCAGCCUUCUCUUCUGCAGGCUAAACAUGCCCAGCUCUUUAAGCCGCUCCUCAUAGGGCUUGUUCUCCAGACCCUUAAUCAUUUUAGUCGCCCUCCUCUGGACGCUUUCCAGCUUGUCAACAUCUCCCUUCAACUGUGGUGCCCAAAAUUGGACACAGUAUUCCAGGUGUGGUCUGACCAAGGCAGAAUAGAGGGGGAGCAUAACUUCCCUGGAUCUAGACGCUAUUCCCCUAUUGAUGCAGGCCAGAAUCCCGUUGGCUUUUUUAGCAGCCGCAUCACAUUGUUGGCUCAUGUUUAACUUGUUGUCCACGAGGACUCCAAGGUCUUUUUCGCACACACUGCUGUCAAGCCAGGCGUCCCCCAUUCUGUAUCUUUGAUUUCCAUUUUUUCUGCCGAAGUGAAGUAUUUUGCAUUUGUCCCUGUUGAACUUCAUUUUGUUAGUUUUGGCCCAUCUCUCUAGUCUGUCAAGAUCGUUUUGAAUUCUGCUCCUGUCUUCUGGAGUGUUAGCUAUCCCUCCCAGUUUUGUGUCGUCUGCAAACUUGAUGAUCGUGCCUUCUAACCCUUCGUCUAAGUCGUUAAUAAAGAUGUUGAACAGAACUAGGCCCAGGACGGAGCCCUGCGGCACUCCACUUGUCACUUCUUUCCAUGAUGAAGACGACGCAUUGGUGAGCACCCUUUGGGUUCGUUCGCUUAGCCAUUUACGCUGGAGUCAUAGUUCUCAUUUACGCUGGAGUCAUAGUUCGAGUUCAGCCAUGGCGAGCAUACUCCUUGAUCAGAUAUAUGGACAUAAUACAUAGAGCGUAUGGGGAUUUUGAUGGUCUCGCAUGGCUAUCUUACGAUGAAGCUUUCCGUAUGAAAGCGGCUCUGUACCCUUCACUACAGUGGGACAUUUUCCAUGCUCAGUUGUGGAUGCAUUUGAUGACCCCCGCCAGACCCAUUCAGGGAGUGCGAACUCCUAGCGGUCACAUUAUGCAGACACACCCCACAGCUCCCACGGCAAAAAGCCAGUCAGGUCAGUCACACAUUAACCGGCUGUGUUGGGAAUUUGGCACACAAGGGGCUUGCAACAAGCGUAUAUGUUGGUAUCGCCAUGAAUGCUCUCUGUGUAAGGGACCCCAUUCCUUUCGUAAUUGUUCCAAAGCAAAGGGGAAUCGGCGGGGCCAGAGCUACAACAACCAAUGGUUGCUUCGGAGCUGCUGUCUUCCGUUUCCAAAUUGCUUGUAUUCAAAAAAGGGCUGAUUGUCCCCUGAAAUAAUUCAAGAGAUUGGAGAGGUUGCAUUGAACAUGUGCUUUUGAGGCAUUUCCCAUUUUUAUUGGUAUCUUUUAAUAACACUUACCUCUAGACAGAAAGGCUAGCCAUAUGACCAGAGCACUGGUCUCCUUGAGGGGACGGAUUCAAAGACUCCCCUCUGGUCAGGUGCUUUGCCCAAUGGUUGGCUUGUCAGGUAGUCAGAGAAUGAUACCUGGCCUCAUGCCAUUGCCCAUGUCGUAGUGCUCCCCCACAACUAGUUACUUAGUUCAAUUACCAGUUUUUAAUAGGUCAAUAAAUGGCCCAUUAUUUCUCCA